AUGUCACGUCUGCAUACAUCAGCAAAAGACCAUAUUAAUACGAAUGAAUAUUUAGAUUCAUUAAUUAGUUUAAGUAAAUAUAAUGAUAUUUUUUUAUAUAGUAAUUUUUCAAAUGGUUAUAAAAUUCCACAUAUUUUGAAAAUGUAUACAAAUGAAUUACACAGUUCAUGCGAUGCAUACAAAAGUGAUUCUUCUCAUAUAAAAAGUGAAAAUUUUCUGCAUCAAAGAACAGAACAAAUAAGUGAAAAUACAUAUUUAAAUAGUAUAUUACAUUCAAGUGAUGUAGUUAGUUCACGGAAUGAAAAUAAAAGACUUCAUAGUGAUCAAAACUUUUGUUAUAAUCCUCGUAUAAGUAAAAAUAAUUACAGCACCAAAGAGAAAGAUUAUUCUUCUCGUUUAAAUCCAAUAAUAUUAGCUAAAAAUAAUUCCGUAGAAUCUUUUUAUAUUGAAGAAAGGAAAAUUUUAAAUAAUAAUGAAGAAUCAAAUUCAUCAUAUGGCAAUGAAGGGCACAAUUCAAUGAAUUGUGAAAAUAAUGAUGAUACGUAUAAUAAAUUUAUAAAGAGAGAUUGUAAUAAUCCUAAAAAUUACGAAAAUAAUAUGAAAAAUUAUAGUGAAUUUAGUGAUAUUGUAAAAAGUAUAAAUGGGGAAUUAAGCGAUUUUUAUAGAAAUUCUUCAUAUAUUAAAGAACCUUCUUAUAUAAUAGAAAAUUCUUUAAAUGAUCCUAAUAAGAACUAUUCAAAAAAUAAUUAUGAUUUAUGUGAAAGAAACAAAGCAUAUAUUGAUGAAAUGUCUAGUAAUAAAAGCCGUUAUUUGUAUGAUAUUGAUAAGGAUAGUAUUCGUAAUAAGCAUCAAUUGAAUUAUUCUACAGAAAUAUCUGAAACAAGCAAUAAAGGAAUGUUAAGUAAGCAAUUUAUAAAAUCUGAAGUUUUAAAUGAUUUUUCUCAAGAUAAAGAUAGAAAUAAUAAUCAAUAUUACUCAGAUGAUAAAAUAAAAACAGUAAGUGAAUUUAGUGAAUAUUCUGAAUUAAAAAGCAUAAAUGACUCUUUUAAAAAAGAAAUGAAAUGUAAUAUUGAAUCAGAAAAAAGUGGUGCAACACUUUUAGGAAAAUAUUUUUCUAAUAAAUUUUUCAAUUCAAAUACAAAAAUCGAAGAAAACAAAAGUGAAAAAUAUAAUAUUGAAAAAGGAAAUAAGAAGAAAAAUAUUCUAACUUUUAAUAAAAAGCCAAAGAGCUACUCUUUGGAAGAUAUGAAAAAUGGUAAAGUAGAGAUCCCAAGCAUUAUAUUUAUGAAAUUACCAUUUAAUUUAAGUGAUGGUAAUAUAAUAGAUUCAUAUAGAAGAAAUAGUAAAUUAUUAAAUUUUAUGAAUGACUGUAACGAUUCUACUAGUCUCAUUCUCAAAUAUCCACAAAUUGAAAAAAAUAAAAAAAGAGAAUUGAAAAUUCCACUUAAAAUUGCUCCAAUAAUUAACACCAAUAUGGGGUUACCAAUAAUAUAUGAUGAUGAAUUUGAUAGAAGAAAUUACCACCCAAAUGUUCAGAACUUACAUAUGGGAAAAAUAUUUGAGAAGCAUGUUUUUAGCAUAUUAAAAAAUAAAAAAGAUUUAGGAAAGAAAAUAUUUGGUAAAAGUAGUAAAUUUAAAAAAUAUAAAUAUGAUAAUAAUGAAGGUUUUUGGAUAAGUAAUAUUGAUAAAAGGCGUUUAAUAAACCCGGAAAAAAACAAUAGUUAUAUUACAGAAUUAGUUUAUGAAAAAAAUAAUACUUAUGAUGAAGAAAUUAUCUUAAAAAAUUGUAAAAACUAUAACGUUAUUCCACCUAUACAAGAUUUACACAAAGAUAAUAAUUUUUAUCUUUUUUUACGAAAAGAAAAAAUAUAUCCUAAUCAUUUAAAGCCAAUCAUUACAACUAUAAUGAGGAGAUAUGAUGUUGAUAAAGUUUCAGAUUAUAAAAUUGUUGAAUCAUGUGAAGGAAUUACACCUGUAUAUGAGUAA
Messenger RNA from Plasmodium relictum, 1986 nucleotides. Its product is annotated as conserved Plasmodium protein, unknown function. The transcript has a single exon. The coding region runs from base 1 to 1986 and encodes 661 amino acids. The record is from RefSeq and is a predicted model, not a curated record. Lineage: Eukaryota; Apicomplexa; Aconoidasida; Haemosporida; Plasmodiidae.